This is a messenger RNA of Plectropomus leopardus (leopard coralgrouper), 706 nucleotides long. RefSeq names its product defender against cell death 1 (gene dad1). Gene Ontology annotation, biological process: protein N-linked glycosylation. The record is from RefSeq and is a predicted model, not a curated record. Gene Ontology annotation, cellular component: oligosaccharyltransferase complex; membrane. Lineage: Eukaryota; Metazoa; Chordata; Actinopteri; Perciformes; Serranidae.
UCCGGUUGAGGAGGACACGUCACUUAUUGGAUUGAGGAAGAGGAGCCCUGCAGACCGAGUUCAUUGAGCCCAAUUUUUACAAAUUAGAGAGCAUAAUCAUGUCGAACUCAGUCAUAUCGGUUAUUUCUCGGUUUCUGGAGGAGUACACCACCACGACGCCCAACAAGCUCAAAGUGGUGGACGCGUAUCUGCUGUACAUCCUGUUGACAGGAGCGCUGCAGUUUCUCUACUGUCUGCUCGUCGGCACUUUCCCCUUCAACAGCUUUCUGUCGGGCUUCAUCUCUUGUGUGGGCGCUUUCAUUCUUGCGGUGUGCCUUCGUAUCCAGAUCAACCCACAGAACAAAGGAGACUUCCUGUCCAUCUCGCCAGAGAGAGCCUUCGCCGACUUCCUGUUUGCUCACACCGUCCUCCAUCUGGUCGUGAUGAACUUCAUUGGUUGAAACAGACAAAGUGACUCACAGAGUCCCCCCUCAGAAGAUCAAGACAAGAGAAGUUCCCCUCCCAGACAUGAUGCUACAUCUGCUUUAGUGCCACUGAGUCACGUCCCACCAUCAACACUGAAUUAGUUGCAUCUUGUCACACAUGAUGCAGUACAAUUUUCUUACACACAAUUGAUUUCUUGCAUUCUUUUUUUUUUAAAUAUCGAAAUUUGUAAAGCAUUCCCUUUUGCACUGAGAAGAAGAAAUAAAAACAACUCAAAUGGUGA